AUGUUCUCCAAGGCUGUCUUCAUUAUCACUGCCGCCUUCGCCACGUUUGCCGUUGCGGGCUCGACCGGCGUCAUCCACAAGAGCUGCACUACAGGUCCCGUCCAAUGCUGCAACGUCCUCGCGGCGUCAACUUCCUCAGCAGGGCGAGACAUUAUCGCUGGUGUCAACGUUGAUAUUCACCGCGUCACUGGCCUCGUUGGCGCUCAAUGCUCCCCAGUUGCUAUCAUCGGAGCGGGUAGCGCGCGACGUCGCCAGUGUGCUGCGAAAGGAACUUCUCAAAUCAACUCGUCGGUAUCAAUUGCAGCCCUGUCAACGUGCAGCUCUGAAUUGGAAAUGAAAUAA
Molecule: messenger RNA, 342 nt
Organism: Cyclocybe aegerita
Lineage: Eukaryota; Fungi; Basidiomycota; Agaricomycetes; Agaricales; Hemipholiotaceae
Source: the annotation of a GenBank genome assembly